AUGUAUCCUCCUCCUUCCUCCGCCAAGUCCACCGCUCAAGACGGCGGCGGAGACGGCGACAACAAUCGAUAUGACUCAGCCGCCGGAGCCACACGUGAUUUCUCCUCUCUUGGCUCUCAAACACACCACAAUCCUCCACCGCCGCAUCAUCCACAGCCUCCGACGCGGCGGCAGAACGAUCCCAACGUCGUUGGUCAUUACUUCUCCGGCGACCCAUCUUCCUUUGGCACGGAAUCCGGUGCCUCUUCUUCUUUGUUCCGACACAGAAGUUCUCCGGCCGGAUUCUUUGACCAACAUCUUCCUACUGAUCCCAACGGUUUUUCUCUAGGACGGCCAAACGGAGGAUACGUCGGAGGAGGAGAGCGAGGACCGUCGAGGUUGAAGUCGGAGGCAAGAUUAUCCGGCGGGAGUAGUAGUAGUAGUCAUCAAGAACAUUCUCUACCACGAAUCUCGGAGGUUGAAGCGUCUGCAGCGGCUAUAAACGGUGUCGCAUCGACAAGUAUGAGUUUUGGAAAUGAACAUCAUAACAAUUGGGACAACUCGUCUUCUCAUAUCAGUUUCACCAUUGAUGAACCCGGAAAACGGUCCAAGACCACCGACUUUUUCACCUUAGAAACUCAGUUUAGCAUGCCGCAAACGUCUCUUGAAAUGGCGAGAAUGGAGAGUUUGAUGAACAUCCCAGAGGACUCAGUCCCUUGUAGGACAAGGGCCAAGCGCGGUUGUGCGACUCACCCGCGCAGCAUCGCUGAAAGGGAGAGAAGAACAAGAAUAAGCGGAAGGCUUAAGAAGCUACAAGAACUGGUGCCAAAUAUGGAUAAGCAAACAAGCUAUGCAGACAUGUUGGAUUUGGCUGUUGAGCAUAUCAAAGGUCUUCAAAACCAAGUAGAGUCGCUGGAAAAAGGAAUGGAGAGGUGUACCUGUGGAGCAUGCAAGAAGCGAUGA
Molecule: messenger RNA, 942 nt
Organism: Arabis nemorensis
Lineage: Eukaryota; Viridiplantae; Streptophyta; Magnoliopsida; Brassicales; Brassicaceae
Source: the annotation of a GenBank genome assembly